UCAUAGACAAGCAAAGCAGAAGGUCACAUAAGCUUCACAGAGAGAGACACCAUGGGGAACUGUGUGGAGGGCGCCAAAGGUUACUUCUGCCGACCGAAGAACACCAACGUGCGUCUCAGCCUGCCAGUUGUGUGCUUCGUCUGGCAGAUCGCCAUGAUCAUCCUUUUUGGGGUCUUCAUCAGGUAUGAUGAGGAGUCGGACGCGCACUGGGUGGAACACAAGAAGUCCCACAACAUAACUAGCAAUAUCGAGAACGACUUCUACUUCAGAUAUCCCAGCUUCCAAGACGUCCAUGUGAUGAUCUUUGUGGGUUUCGGUUUUCUGAUGACCUUCCUGAAGCGCUACAGCUUUGGCGCGGUUGGCUUCAAUUUCCUUGUUGCUGCCUUUGGCAUCCAAUGGGCUCUUCUCAUGCAGGGCUGGUUCCAUUCUCUUGACCUCGACACUGGGAAAAUCUACAUCGGUGUUGAAAGUAUGAUCAACGCUGACUUCUGCGUGGCAGGCUGUCUCAUCGCUUAUGGAGCGGUUCUGGGCAAAGUGAGCCCAGUUCAGCUGUUAGUCAUGACCUUGUUUGGUGUCACUCUGUUCGCAGUGGAAGAGUACAUCAUUCUUGACCUGAUUCACGCAAAGGAUGCUGGGGGUUCCAUGGUGAUCCAUACCUUCGGAGGAUAUUAUGGUCUGGGCAUCUCCUGGGUUCUCUAUCGGCCUAACUUGCACCAAAGCAAACGACUGAAUGGUUCCGUCUACCAUUCCGACAUAUUCGCCAUGAUCGGCACUCUGUUCCUGUGGAUGUUUUGGCCCAGUUUCAAUUCUGCCAUCGCAGACCACGGAGAUGGGCAGCACCGAGCAGCCAUGAACACCUAUCUAGCGCUGGCAUCCUCUGUCCUCACCACAGUGGCCAUCUCCAGCUUGUCACAGAAGAAGGGCAAACUGGACAUGGUGCAUAUCCAGAAUGCAACCCUGGCAGGAGGUGUCGCCAUGGGAACGGCAGCAGAGUUCAUGAUCAUGCCCUACGGCUCUUUGAUCGUUGGGUUUUUCUGCGGCAUCCUGUCCGUCUUUGGUUACCUCUUCUUGACGCCCUUCCUGGAGAAGCAUCUAAAGAUCCAGGACACAUGUGGGGUCCACAACCUGCACGCCAUGCCCGGGGUGAUCGGCGGCAUUGUUGGAGCCAUCACUGCUGCGACUGCAACCGAGUCUGUCUACUCCCAUGAGGGAUUAAUCAAUACUUUUGACUUUGAGGGGGAUUUUGAGGGCCGGACUGUUUGGUCCCAGGGAGGUCACCAGGCUGGUGCCAUGUGUGUGGCAAUUGUCUUUGGGAUCUUUGGAGGUAUCCUAGUUGGUCUCAUCCUCCGGUUCCCCAUCUGGGGAGAUCCUGCUGAUGAGAACUGCUUUGAUGACGAGGUGUACUGGGAGCUGCCCGAGGAUGAGGAGAGCAUCCCUCCCAUUCUAGAGUACAACAACCACAUGACUCACAAGCACCAAGACAUAUCUGAGUCCAACUUCUCUGUGGAGCAAAGUUAGAGUACACACCUGACACCCUCUUCUGUUGACCUCAUUCAUGGGACAUGGCCACAGUGAACUUGGUUUUGAAUGGUUUUACAUGACUCUGAAUUGAAUCAAGAUGAAAUUGUAGAUAUAACCAAGUAUUUUUCUAUCCACCAGAAAUUUGAAUUUAACAUGUAAAGCCUCUCAACGUAACAUUUAUCCAGAGUAUUUAAAUAAAAAUGUACGUAGUCCUGUGAAGAAUGUAUGAACAAGCUGCUCUGAGGCAGGUUGUGCUUUUUUUGCACAAAGCAUGAGUACCUUUCUAAGAUCUCAUCAGAUGUUUGCCUUUGUGACUUUCUGAUUGCUGUGUACGGGAUGGAGAUUUACAGUAUUCAAACUACGAGCCAGUGUGAAGUUAUAGUAGAACAAUGAAACUUUCAGGUUUUGAUUACAGAUGAUGUGUGUAGCUUUGAAAGCAAUCUGUACAUGACACUUAGGCACUCUGUCUCUGAUCUAUCGCUUACUUCUUUACUUUGUGAUAAUGUAACUAGGAUGAAUUUCCAGACAUCUGCCAUUUUCUUGUCUUCUUAUGUGAAUCUGUUUGUUAACUAUAUAUUAUGCUUAUUUAAAGUUUCAGAAACUGUAUAAUAAAUGUUCUAACUGAAAUAAAAUAGUUAUGUAGUAAUGUUAAAUGUA
Messenger RNA from Osmerus eperlanus (European smelt), 2178 nucleotides. It is a transcript of the gene rhcga, whose product is annotated as Rh family, C glycoprotein a. The transcript is spliced from 11 exons. The record is from RefSeq and is a predicted model, not a curated record. Bases 52 to 1518 code for a protein of 488 amino acids. Lineage: Eukaryota; Metazoa; Chordata; Actinopteri; Osmeriformes; Osmeridae. Gene Ontology annotation, biological process: ammonium transmembrane transport; ammonium homeostasis. Gene Ontology annotation, cellular component: plasma membrane. Gene Ontology annotation, molecular function: ammonium channel activity.